Verruconis gallopava is the source of this 507-nucleotide messenger RNA. RefSeq lists its product as uncharacterized. The record is from RefSeq and is a predicted model, not a curated record. Gene Ontology annotation, cellular component: SHREC complex; rDNA heterochromatin. The coding region runs from base 1 to 507 and encodes 168 amino acids. The transcript has a single exon. Gene Ontology annotation, biological process: silent mating-type cassette heterochromatin formation. NCBI's taxonomy places the organism in Eukaryota, Fungi, Ascomycota, Dothideomycetes, Venturiales, Sympoventuriaceae.
AUGGCUCAAGGACACCGAAUACGCGACUGGAUCCUAGAUUUCACGCCUAUUGGAUGCGAGGUGAUCAAUGACUGCAAAUAUCAAGUAAUCGAUCUACCGCUCUUAAGUACAAGCUCAGAUGGCGACAGCAGCGUGCCUGUCCCAAGACACUGCAAAAUCGAGCAGGACACCUUUCUAUACCGCCAACGCCUGGCGGACAGGUAUAUGGAACACUUCGGCAAGGCAGAGUCGGGGAAAAAGUAUCUCUUCAAUGAUCUCCCAAAUGGAUACUUUAGCGUUGUGAGAAUCCGAAAUGUGAGUAGACGCGUUGAUCGCUUUUUGUAUGGUCACCCUUCCAAGAAGCGAUUUCGAUCACCGAAUCAAUUCUGGCCACAUUUGCUUUGGUUGAUUGAGUGUGCAGUGAGAAAGGUUGCAGAGUACGACAAAGCAAUGGGGAUUGCGGCCGGAGACGACUUUGAGGAACCUGAGGUUUCACGAACUUGCGACUGUCAGCUCUGUCUUGCUUAG